This is a messenger RNA of Poecilia latipinna (sailfin molly), 3065 nucleotides long. It is a transcript of the gene cxxc4, whose product is annotated as CXXC finger 4. The record is from RefSeq and is a predicted model, not a curated record. Bases 147 to 1016 code for a protein of 289 amino acids. Gene Ontology annotation, cellular component: nucleus. The transcript has 2 exons. Gene Ontology annotation, molecular function: methyl-CpG binding; zinc ion binding. Lineage: Eukaryota; Metazoa; Chordata; Actinopteri; Cyprinodontiformes; Poeciliidae.
UGUUAUUUCUUCUCCGUUUUCUGCUUUCUAGUGCUGAAGAAGACACACCAGGAUGGUUACUCAUUGUUCCUAACCAGCUUCAGCUCGACAAAGGCCCGUGCACCUUCACGCUCUCCCCCUGAACACUGACAAGCACUUCCCCAGCCAUGUCUAACAUAAACAAUGCGCUUUGCAUUGAAAAUGGACAAAAUGCAGAUGUGUCGCUCCUGCAGAAGGAUAAUCUCCAGGAUGGUGGAUUAAGUCAGCUCUUGGAUUAUAACGCAGAAAUGGAAAGGUACAGGUCUUUUGCGAACUUUUACAAAACGAACGGUGCGUUUCCGCAGACUGCAAAAAUUGCCCGAAUCACGACGCCGAUUUUUCCCAGCGCCAGAAUUGGUAUGUCCCCUUGGAACUGUGAUAACGCCAUGCUCUGGGGAAGGAAAUCAGCGGCAAUAAACCCUAAUAGGACCAGCAUGCAUAGAAAUGACUCCCAGAGGCCGGGGAAGCCUGGCGUGCCGCCAGAGACGCUGCAAAUGGCAAAUAAUAAUUUCCUCUCUACCUUAUCCCCCGAACACUGCAGACCUUUAGCAGGAGAAUGCAUGAACAAGCUGAAAUGCGGCGCUGCUGAAGCAGAGAUAAUGAAUCUCCCAGAACGCGUUGGAACUUUUUCCGCUAUUCCGGCUUUAGGGGGCAUCUCAUUACCUCCCGGGGUCAUCGUCAUGACAGCCCUUCACUCCCCCGCAGCCUCAGCAGCCGUUACAGACAGUGCGUUUCAAAUUGCCAAUCUGGCAGACUGCCCACAGAAUAAUUCCUCAGCAUCCAGUGGAAACCCAGCGAAGAAGAAAAGGAAAAGGUGUGGGGUGUGUGCACCCUGCAGGCGGCUAAUCAACUGUGGUGUUUGCAGCAGUUGUCGGAACCGCAAAACAGGCCACCAGAUCUGCAAAUUUAGGAAAUGCGAGGAGUUGAAGAAGAAGCCUGGCUCGUCGCUGGAGAGGACGCCGGUAAACAACGGGGAAGCUUUUCGGUGGUUCUUUUAGAAACGUGAGAAGUGGACCUCCACCCAGCAGCAGGAAGACAGGCAGGACUCUUGACUGUCUGCUGGGAGAAUUUCAUGGACACACAGCACGUAGCGCCGCCCAAACAUUUUUGAAGAGGACGCAAGGAGACAAAGUGGACAGACACAAGGAUAAACGAAAACAUAAUGGUGUUGUUUUAACUCUGUAAUUUCCUUUUUUCUUUUUCCCUGUGUAAUUAUUGUACCUUUUGACAGUAUCAUUAUGUAUAUUUUUGGUGUCUAUGAAUGUGUUUUCAGUGUCAUGGCUGUAGGUUUUACAGCCAGCCCUGUGUAAAGAACUCAAACAGACAAUCAUACAAACACACUGAAUCUGACAAAACGAAGAGGCCACAAGAAUCAAUUAUCAAACAAACACCUGUCACUCUGGAGCAAUAACUGAUCCUGUUGAUCAUUCCUCAUACUCACAUUUCAGUAACAUUUAUUCCCCAAACUGAGUCAUAUUCUAGGAUUGUCUUUUAGCUCUGUUUACACUCUAAAAACUGCUGGGUUAAAAAAAAAAAAAAGAAAGAAAAAAAACACCACCACUAAAUUCAGGUUAUUUUGCUGACACAGUCUUGGGUUAAACACGCGCUGAUCUAAACUUUGGUUGAUUUAACAAAACAGGGUGACUCCAGUGUCAAGACACCGGAGUAGGUUUUUAACUGAGAAUAUUGGUUAAAAUGACAAAUGUUUUAACGAUAACAAAGAGAGGGUUGAAAUUAUAAAUUAUAGCCUGAAUAUACAUCCUUCAUUAAAAAUGAUCAGAUGAGGAGUAUCAAUCUUUUGGAGAAAAAAAAAUAUAUAUAUAUUUGGCAAAUUUUAUUUGUCAACAUUUUUUCAUACCAAUAAUUAUUAGGAAAACUUGCUGACGAGCUUUUUGCACAUUACCAGUGACAUCAUUGGUGAUGAGCGCCAAGUGUUUGGAAAGGUCUCUUUACCAUAACCCUAAUCUUUAGCUCCCCCCACAGGUACUUGAUGAGAUUCGAAUCAGGAGAUUGGCUGGGCCAUUUCAAAAUGUUAGUUUUGCUUCCAGCCAGAAGAAAUAUAGUCAGAAAAACAAAACAAGCAAAAAAAAUAACUUUUAGUGUUAUUUUAAGACUUGCUUAAUCCACUAGGGGCGUGACUGCUGCUGGACAACUUUAUAUAAACGGUAUAAAAAUGACCUCUCCAUUUGAUUUUAUGACUAGGGCUUUGGACAAAGUGGGUGUGUUGAAAAUAGCUAGCAUUAGCUUGAGCUAGCUACUGAGCAACGAACAGGCUAAAUGUUCGUUGCUGACAUUUUUUUACUUAAAUGUGUGGUACGUAAAAUAAUAUAUGGGACACUUUUCUCCUCAGUACAUCAUUGCUUAAAACUCAAAAAUGAAACGGUAAAGAAUUAUAUAUGAAAUAAAUAUGCUAAAUCAAGAUAAAUAAUAAAAGUAGUUUACCUAUUUAAUUUUACUUUUUGACCAACUGAUUGGCCAAAGUGUAGCGUUAGCAGCUAAAGGGCUAGCGCUACAUUUAGUUAGCGAGCUUCAUCUCCAGUGUUAAUCAACACAAAGCAUUGACAACAGUAUUAUCACAGCUAUCAGGUUGUCAUGGUCUGUAAACCUUAAUUUAACAAUGAUAUUGCCUCACUGUUUACAUGUAUUUACACAAAAUAAGAAUGAAAAGAAAGACAUUGUUGGGAUCCAUUUCACUACUACAAUACUGAUGAGUGAUGACCUUUUAAUUUCCAGUUCAGUUUAAUUUUUCAUUAGCUGAAAUCUUUCCAAACAACUAAAUUUGUCUUGCAAGCAAAUCAAAAGCCUUCUUGUAGCCAAAUGACCAGCAGUGCCCAGCAGCAGGCGGGGGAGCAACAGCACUGUGUUACUCUACAAUCAGUGCCAAGAGACCUGAUCACUCUGGCACUUUCUUUGGCAAAUUAUAAUGUUCUAGAAAUUAUACUCUGGGAGGUUUCUAGACUUUUUUUUUUUUUUUUGAUACACUCCUUAUAUGCUCAUAUCUAAUCUCUUUACCAGCCUCGAAACUUUGGUCAUGAUUUCUGAUUUUC